UGUGGACCUAGCCUGAGUCUGCUGGGGACAGGGCCUGGUCCUUCUGACCUUGCUGUCAGGGAUCCCCCUCCCGCGCUGCCCCCCUCCCCGACUCACUCUGCCCUCAUUGGCUCGGGGCUGGCAGCUGCGGGCACAGAGCUGAGCAGACAGAGAGAAAAAGAGAAGUUGACGGUCUGAGAGGCGUGUGGGCUGCGGAGGAACUGAAAGCACGUGGGGAUCCUGGGCCUCUCGUCCCGCUGCCCUGACGCCCACCAGAGCCCGGGUCCCCCUUCCCCUGCCGGGAUGCUGCUCGCUCUGCUGCUCCUCCCAUGGGCAUGGGGGGCCCUGGCCGCCUCCCCUCCUGUCCCCCCAGCGUCUAUCACCCUCCAGCUGCUCCAAAUCGACGUCUUCCACAACGCAGGCUCCACGGACACACAGGGGAUGGCCCUGCUGGGCGACCUGGAGACCCACUCCAUGGACUGCAGCACCUGCGAGAUCUGCUUCCUGCAGCCCUGGGCCCAGCAGGGCCUGACCCCGAAGCAGUGGGAGGACCUGGAGCUGCUGAUCCAUCGCUACCUGUUCAACUUCAACCGGACUGUGAACAGAUUAGCCCAGCACCACGGAGGGGGCUGUGAGUAUGGAGCGGUCUAA
Molecule: messenger RNA, 630 nt
Organism: Chrysemys picta bellii (western painted turtle)
Lineage: Eukaryota; Metazoa; Chordata; Testudines; Emydidae
Source: RefSeq, a predicted model, not a curated record